AUGAAAACAGCCGCCCCACAAAAAAACAAAUGGGAGCUGUCCUGGUCGUCGGCUGACAUAGUUCACUCAGGUGUCAGUCAGUCGGACAGUCGAGCAGCCAAACAGUCGCGUCUGCUGCAGCUACAACGGCAACUGGAACUGCAACAGCGACUGCGGAUGCAGCGUGGCAGCGUUGUUAACGCCGGCAGCGCGGAUAUGGCAAGGUGGCACUUUGCCGGCGGUGUCGCGACGUUGGUGGUGAUGACGAUGGUAGUGGUGUUGGUAACGCUCUCGCUGUGCGCUUUGGCCGCUGCACGUCCUGGCUACCUGCAUGGCCACCACCACCACUAUCCUGAGUAUCCACUAUAUCCACACCACCACCACGUGGAGCCGCUGCAUGUAGCCAAAAUAGUGCAUUUACCUGCUGCCGUUUCGCAUCAGAGUUCAACGGUGGUGCACACCGUGCCGCAUCACAUAAUUAAGCCAGUGGUGCUGCCCACUGUCGUGAAGACUGUGGUGCAUCCACCAAUUAGCUAUCAUGCGGCACCCAUUAUCAAAGCCUAUCAUCCAUAUGACCCCUUCCACUAUCAUCAUCAUGAUUUUCAUCUGCACUAAGGCAAACCACUGACUCAACCUGAAUGUAUUCUUCACCACCUAAUCCACUCACCCCCCUCAUCUUACGAUUGCCUGCUGACUUGCUGUGUAUGUAUGUGUGUACAAAUUGAU
This is a messenger RNA of Drosophila grimshawi, 705 nucleotides long. RefSeq lists its product as uncharacterized. The record is from RefSeq and is a predicted model, not a curated record. Lineage: Eukaryota; Metazoa; Arthropoda; Insecta; Diptera; Drosophilidae. The transcript has 3 exons. The coding region runs from base 1 to 594 and encodes 197 amino acids.